AUGAAUAUAGCGUCUGGGGCAGAUGAAAGAGGGACUAGCGGACACAUCGAGGGUCGGCUGUUGGUGGUACAGCAACUGGUGCGCAGCAUGCUGGUGCGGCUACGGCAACAGGAGGAUCUGUACCAGUUAUACACGGCGACCAAGGAACAAUGCCUGUCUUUUUCGCAGGAGGACCCAGGGGGCGGAAUCGAUGUGGACUCAAUGUUCGAGCUGCUGAUGAUGCGAACACCGGAGUUGCUGGGACUGGUAAGUCUGCCGGCUAUGGUACGCUUUUUUGAAUGGGCCCAGCGGACGGAGACAAUCGCGGCGGAGACUACGAGGGCGGUAAUUACGCCAACAAGGUGCUAUAAUUUUCUAAAGGAGGAUGUUGGAACAUUUGCGCACGGUGCGGAGGUGGUUGGUGGUGUAUUUGAAGCGCUGCAGCUGCUGCAGCAGCUGCAGAUGAUCGUUUUCCGCGAGAAGCCUAUGCUGCAUGAUAGAAACGAUCCGGACUCUGCGAGCCCAAUGUGGAAGCCGCUCGAUUCUCCGACCACGCUGCAGCUGCUCCAUUCGCUCGUGCACGAUAGUGCAACCGGCUCUGGGAAGCUUGGUGGGCUGGCGCAUGACGAUACAGCGUUGUUAAGUCGUGAUAUGCUUGACCGUUCGGCGGCACAUGCCCAUGGCCACUACCCGCAGCAGGAGCCACAAGAGUCGCAGGAUGAAGAGCAGGAUGCCUCACAGCUACCGCACAGCCAGAGUCUCGGACCAGAGUCGCGUUCAUCAACCGCACCACAAGCAUCGCAUAUGUUGCCCCAGCAGCAGCACCAACAGCAUCAUCAAGAAGAACCACAGCUACAACCAGGGGACGACCAGAAACCUAAAGUUCAGCAGCAGGUGGAAGAUCGUCGAAGGGACAAAGAAGAACAGGAACAGCACCAAAAGCCUCAACAACAGCAACAACAGAAAUCGCAAAAGCAGCAUUCACAGACUUCCACUACACCGUUGGCGAAAAGGACGCCACCACAGCCACAAGAUCAUCAGCAUCAACAGAAUCAACAGCAUCAGCAUCAGCAUCAGCAUCAAAAGCGAAAUCGGCCUCAAUUACAUCUCCCGCUACAAAAAUCUUCGACAAGUAAUAGGCAGACAGUACCACUACAGCAACCCCAAUCUGCGUCAAGCACCACCCCAGUUCAGUACUACUAUCCUAACUAUGACUCCGCGUGCAGUUCGCCAUUAUUCCAGCAAUCAAUCCCGGAUAUCAACCAACGAAUCUACCACCUCACGCUCGAAAAUAAUAAACUGAAACAGCAAGAUACAGUAUUGAUGCAACACAUUAACAGCCUCAAGCAGUUAGUAUCUUCUCUUCAAAAGACAGUAACGUCCAUGUCCCUGGCAACUGGAACUACGCCGGUUAAAGGUAAGGUAACCAAGCUGAAACGAUCUGCAGCGACAACUCCGAUACGCUCAACGUUCAUUAACGAAUCAAACAACAGCAGCAUGACCUCGAUCAGUGGCGCGCUGAAUUAUUCUGAGAGCAACACAGCAAAUGCAGCAGAUGAUGAACUGGUCGAUCCGUUGCUGGAGAACUAUGAGCCAUUUAUUUUAAAGACAGAACAAAGACAACAGUCGCGUUCAGCCAACCACGAACCCUCGAGUUCAUCGCAAGGCAUGCAAAGUGUCUUAUCCUUUCAAAACGACCCGUUGUUCGAUAUCCCAAGAGACGACACCUCAUCGCUUCUUUCAUACCAGACAGUUCCCGUGCCAGACUCAUCAGCAUCGUAUUCCAGCAUGUUGGCGCGACCUGUGGGCGCGUCCGUGGAUAUUUCAGUGAAACCGAGUCAUGUUGCUACACUCAUGAGUAGCUCCCUGCAACAAUCGCAGGUAGGAAGCGGGCUCCCCGGUGCAAGUCUAGGCGGCGGCUUUGCCGUACCGAAGGGCACUUCCAUCUGCAGCGGGCUAAGCAACCAGCAGGCCCCGUCGAAACCUAAGAAACCCCGUCCCCGAUAUAAAGAAAGCCAGGGGUCCAAGCUCUCCAAGGGUAUGCAAUACCAGCCCCCGCUGACUGCUGACGGUAAGAAUUACCUCGUCGACGACGAGGGAAAGUUCUCCAUCAUCAUGAGCAACGACCAGGACUCAAUUUACUCCAUCUAUAACGAAUUCUACCAAUCGCUCAAACUCCAGGUCGAGGCAUUUGUCCAGGACUUCGGCAAGUCAAAACUCGUCCAGUUCCGCAAGAAGCGUACCUUCCAAAAGAAGAAGGCCUUCGUCUAUCUUGUCGAGAAGAUAGCGUACUUCACAAAGCUCUCGCCCGAGCAAGUGCUCGAUAUUGUCGACAACGUCCGCCUCAAAGAAGAGAAAUCCGUCGUAUGGGUGUGCAACAAUCUCGGCGCUUUAAAGUGUGCUCUUGUCAAGUACAGGCCGGACCUCCACGACAUAAUUAUGUCGGACCCCGACUAG
Molecule: messenger RNA, 2436 nt
Organism: Eremothecium gossypii ATCC 10895
Lineage: Eukaryota; Fungi; Ascomycota; Saccharomycetes; Saccharomycetales; Saccharomycetaceae
Product: transcription activator GCR1-like domain-containing protein
Exons: 1
Coding region: 1-2436 (811 amino acids)
Source: RefSeq, marked provisional